Haemorhous mexicanus (house finch) is the source of this 1217-nucleotide messenger RNA. RefSeq names its product BCL2/adenovirus E1B 19 kDa protein-interacting protein 3-like. The record is from RefSeq and is a predicted model, not a curated record. The coding region runs from base 199 to 1002 and encodes 267 amino acids. Gene Ontology annotation, cellular component: mitochondrial outer membrane; mitochondrial envelope; nucleus. Lineage: Eukaryota; Metazoa; Chordata; Aves; Passeriformes; Fringillidae. Gene Ontology annotation, biological process: mitochondrial outer membrane permeabilization; positive regulation of apoptotic process. The transcript is spliced from 6 exons.
GGGGCGGAGGCGGGCAGGCUCCGUGCGGGUCUGCACGCGCCGCAGCCGACGCCUGCUCGCGCGCCGCACGUAGGCGCCGCUUAAAGAGGCAACGCGGUGUGGACGCCGCUGCCGGGCGAGCUGCGGCUCGCGGGCCCCAGCGGGCGGAGCCAGCGCCCCUUUAAGAGACCGGCGCCCGGUGCCGGUGGUUUUAUUUACAUGGGGGCUCGCGGGCGUCACGUGACUGUCAGCGGCGGGGGCUGCGCGCGGAGCAGCCGCGGGGCCAUGGCGGGAGCCGGCGACGACGGCUCCUGGGUGGAGCUGCGCUGUGGCCCAGGCUGCCCCGAGCCCGAGGCGGCGCCCUCGCCGUUCUCCUGCCACGCCGACGUGGAGCGGAUGCUGCUGGAGGCCCAGCUGGAGACAGAGAGCAGUGACGGGGCCCUGCUCGUGCUGGGCUCCCCAGCCUGGGAUGACAACGGAGCCGGCCAUGGGAGUGAUCAGCCAGGGGAGAGUGAGGUGCUGCCUGCUCACAGCCAGCCCCAGCCCGGCUGCCCCCACCCCCGGCAGCGGGAUGUGCCACAGGAAGCCAAGUGGAGGCAGCGACGCCUGAGAGCGUCCCUGGGCUGGGCCUGUACCCGCUGCCCUCGGUACCUGUCUCCAGAGGAACUUGCCUUUGUGUGCUCCCCCCAGCCAGUGCUGUGGAGCCUGCAGGGAGGUGCAGUGGGGAGGAAGAAGAGACUUUUCAGUUCAGAGCUGCUGCUGCUCUUCAUCCCCUCGCUCUUGCUCAGCCACCUGCUGACCCUGGGGCUGGGCAGGUGCACUGGUCUGCCACCAUCUCCCGUUGCUCCUGGCCUGCUGGGGCCCAGCACCCUGUACCAGUGCCUCACAGCCACUCUCUCCAAUCCAGGAUCUACAUUGGGAAGCGGCUGGCAGCCUCCUCAGCCAACCCUCUGUGAGGAGCUGGGCAGGCAGCACCUUCUGCUCCGCUGGGAACGCAGGGAGAGCCCGGCAGCAGCAGCCUGACCGCUCCCAGGCCCCGUGUCUGUCUGUCUGUCUGUCCCUCAGCCCUGCCCCGGGAGCUGAUCCCACUGUCCCCGUAGAACGGAACCUGCUGAUGGCAGCUCCCAGCUGCAGGCAGCCCCUGCCCUCCCCAGCCCCUGGUUACAGCUCCAGGUCCCCCUGUAACAGACUGUAAAUACAACUGAGCCCACCUCAAUAAAGAGCUCUGUGCCAGCUCA